GAAUAUGUGGGCGAGCUGCCUGGGGAGAAGAUGAGUGUUUUACCCAUGAUUGAUUCUAUACGGAAAGUCUGGUGAGCUCUUACUAAUGUCCUCAUCACAGUGAUGAAAAUAUUUGACUCCUAAUACUAGAUUCUAAUCGGCAUCAACAGCGAUACUGAUAUUGUUUUGUAAUACAGACCAUCUGGUCUUACUACCCAAGGAGAAAGACCUGUUAUCUGUGGCCUUUCAUAUGGCAAUACAACAAAUAGUCACAACUCACCAUACUCGUCGAACAAGAAGCCUUAAGUGAAUGAAACCACAGCAUACUAAAACAGAUGUGAGUAUAUGUAUAUUCUUACAGUAGGUUAAUUAGGAGACGACAGGGUUUUUAGGUUAAAAUCUAGACUUUUAUUUUAUUAUUUAUCUGUUUAACAGAUUUUUGGCACUUAUUACCUAAAUAUUUGUGCUAUACAGAAUUAGACUUUUAAAAUAACUACCGCUCUUCUGUCUUUCAUCACAACUGAGUAUCGUGGGCGAGGCCUCACGCACACCUGAACUUUACCUCUGAGGUCACUCCUCACGCUUCACGGUGCACAAGUGAAUUUACUUCUAAGAGCACAUUUGUUGCUUUGUUUUCUUAUAAGACGUUUCCACGCAAUAUCUUUGUCUUUUAGCUUCCGCUUACAUUAUGGGAAUUAGGAUGUGAACGACCUGAAAUUCAUCAUUAAAUACGUCGCCAAAAAAACGUGUUUAUGGCUUCAUGUCUGUGUAGAUACCGCCGGCGGAUUCUGUUCUUCUGUUCGCCGUGCAUAUUGCUGGUCCCAGUUUACAUCUAUGUCUCAGUUGCUUUGUGCUAUGUCAUGAAACAUGGGGCAUCCCACGGUGCACACGUUGUUCAUUCCAAGCUGCCAUCACACUUCACCGCGUCUGGACUCAAACACUCCAGAGAUCUGGCUCCUCAUCCUGUGAAAUCCUUCUGGAGAAGCGAGCUAGACAGUGGCGCUCUGUGGAACAUCAUCCAGUACAUGACGGAUCGCCAGUAUAACCCCAUCCUAAAGCCUCAUCUGCCAGAAAACGUGUCUAGUGUUGCUUACAAAACAGCAAUUUCCAGAAGGACUGGAGAUAGAUGUUCUCCAAAUUAUGAGAUUAAGAACACAAUCCCAGAUUACGCCAAACUACCAAUCCAGAUGAAGAAUUUUUUGACCAGCAUGCACUGUCGAGACUAUCCGCUUAUCAUAGAUCCUUUAGAUGUUUGUGAUUCUCAAGCAAAGAAAGGGGCGCCAACGUUGCUCAUGGUUAUAAAAACUCAGACUGCAAACUUUCAGAACAGGGAAGCCAUACGAGAAACAUGGGGGCGUUCGGGAAAUAUAAAAACACUAGCUGGACAACAAAGACCCGUCAGCAGGGUCUUCCUUCUGGGGAAGUCUGAAGACUUGCAUACUGAAGAGAAAAUGCAUUUAGAAAGCAGCAAAUAUGGUGAUAUCAUCCAGUGGGACUUCAUGGACACCUUCUUCAACCUCACCUUGAAGGACGUGCUGUUCUGGAACUGGUUCUCAAGGCGAUGCUCGCACGCCCGCUUCAUUUUCAAGGGCGACGAUGAUGUGUUUGUGAGGAUACCUGCUGUCCUAGACUACCUGCUGGCUGAGGAGGCAAAUGAAUCCAGGAAGGCAAGUGACACAGAGUCGUUUGUCAUGGGGGACGUCAUAAACAAUGCAGCACCGAUACGCUCUAAUUGGACAAAGUACUACAUCCCGGAGAGUUUCUAUAAAGGGCUGUACCCAUCAUACCCCGGUGGAGGAGGGGUGCUUUACUCUGGUUCUCUGGCACGCAGGCUUUUGGAGGUGUCGCAAAGGGUCCAUCUGUUCCCCAUUGAUGAUGUCUACCUGGGCAUGUGUCUUCAGAGACUUGGGGUUUACCCUAUCAACCACCCUGCCUUUCUCACCUUUGACUUCCCCGUAGAUGAGCCCAGAGAACCCUGUGCGAAUCACACCAUCCUCCUGGUGCACAAGCGGAGCCCAGCUGAGAUGCUGCAACUUUGGAGCGAAACGUCGACGCCUAGCCCUGAAUGCAGAAAUGCAUCUCUGAGAGUCAAACUUAGACCUGAUUGAGUCCAGACCGAACCUUUUUUUUUUUAAAGCAAGUUCUCAUUUUCUACAGAAUACUUGAAAACUGAAGUUAUGCAUUGCAAGGUAUUUUUUUAUACUUUUUUUGUAUUUUGACUUGAUAACUGCCUAAAGGUUUUAUAAGCAGGGUUUCUGCAGGUUUUGUGAUGGUAAACUUAAGACUUUUUGAAAAGAGUUUGAGACUAAGUAAAGAAAAUUUGAGAAAUAAAUUGAAGGGAACACGGUGUCAGCAUGGAGCACACAGUGAGUUAUAUAAAAAAAACAGUAACAUUUAAAAUACAACUUCUAACCAAUCUACAACUUACACUGCUUACAAUAACUAGAGUAUUUAAAUGGUUGUAACAUUUACUGUACCUGCAAAAAAAGUGAUGUUCUCCCUGUUUUGUCUUGUUCUUAAGUACAAAUGUCUAAAAAUGUAAAUCUACACCUUGUCUAAAAUCUCCCUUUAAGCUUAAUCAUACUUUUGUUAGAUUUGCCAGAAAUAAUCUUGAUUUAAAUGUGUUUAGAUAUUUGCAUUAGUGUAAACAAAUAGAAAUUAAAAAACAAACAAAAAAAACACUGAGUUUUUUUGUAACACAUGCAACAUUUAACGCCUUAACUUCAUGCUUUUAAGACUUGUUUUCAAAUGAUGACCCUUUUAGGGCCUUAUUUUGAUUUGUGGAAG
Puntigrus tetrazona (Sumatra barb) is the source of this 2766-nucleotide messenger RNA. Its product is annotated as N-acetyllactosaminide beta-1,3-N-acetylglucosaminyltransferase 2. Gene Ontology annotation, molecular function: hexosyltransferase activity. NCBI's taxonomy places the organism in Eukaryota, Metazoa, Chordata, Actinopteri, Cypriniformes, Cyprinidae. The record is from RefSeq and is a predicted model, not a curated record. The transcript has 2 exons. Gene Ontology annotation, cellular component: membrane. The coding region runs from base 732 to 2087 and encodes 451 amino acids.